Molecule: messenger RNA, 1458 nt
Organism: Cyphellophora europaea CBS 101466
Lineage: Eukaryota; Fungi; Ascomycota; Eurotiomycetes; Chaetothyriales; Cyphellophoraceae
Exons: 1
Coding region: 1-1458 (485 amino acids)
Source: RefSeq, a predicted model, not a curated record
AUGGGCGGCAACGCGUUUCGAGACCUCGAAACCCCGCGCAUGCCUCUGCACGUCUACCUUGCCGUCAGAGAGCGCCUGCAAAAUCUGCUCAAGCAGCACUUCACCUAUGUUGCAACUCCGCUCGAAGCGCCCGGCAAGAAGGAUCAUGGCGACAUUGAUAUUCUGCUCUGCGGACCAAUUACAAAGUUCCGACCAGCCACUGACGAUUCCACCAACAUCGAGGCUCUAAACUACAAGACUGAAGACAUCGCUGCUAUCAUUGGUGCUGAGCACUCCCGGCGCAUUGGAACGCUUGACCAAUGGAACUUUGCCAUCAUCUGGCCCGAAGAAGUGUCUGACCACCCUGCUACACCUGACCAGCUCGGCAAUACCGAUGCCUCGAUCCGCUACAUCCAAGUUGACAUCCAUAUCCUGCCAACCCUCCAAAGCUUCAAUUGGAUGUCUUUCAUGCAUGCACACGGUGAUCUCAACAUGAUCAUCACUCUCACAUGCCGCCCGAAGUGCUUGCAGAUCUCUGAGAAGGGCUUCUUCGUAGGCAUUCCUGAACUCUUCAAGACACACCCCAAGCUCGGUCGUGUGCUGGCUACCAGCGACCCCGACCAAGUCCUCCGCUUCCUUGACCUCGAAACUGAGCGUUUCUGGCAACACUUCGCCUCUUGGGACGACCUCAUGGAUUUCGCGGCGACUUGUCGUUUCCACAACCCAGCUUUCAUCUCCAAUCGGCGUGAUGACAAUAGCGAGCCGACCAGUAGCGGUGUGGCUACCCCUGUCAGCGAGUCGAAGGGUUCAGUCUCUCUCACGAUGCCGAAUGUGACGGCCCUCGUCCGAAACAUGGCGGCCGUAGUCUUUGACCAGAUCGGUCGCAUGCUCCCUGCUAGCAAAAUCCAAGCUACAGCACCGGAGAUCAAUGCUCUUACCAAUACUAGCUCAGGUAUCAACAGCAGUGGAACCACGUCAGCUGAAAACUCCGCUCCUACCGACGCCCUCAACCUCAAGCCCUCCGAUCGCAAGCGUCUUAAGACUCGUCCAAUGUACGACCACUGGAUCAGCGUCUACCUUCCCACCCAUAUUGAUGAUCCUCCUCGUGCUUCCGCUCAUCUUACCAAGGCAGAUGUUAUUGCCGAAGCCAAGGACUUCUUCGGUCCCGACUUCGCUGCCCGCUACGACGCUCAGCGUAUUUCAGCGCUCAAGACCACAGGCGAGCAGAAGCUCUGGGAGGCUCUUCGGAAGCACAUCCAGAGCGAGGCUAAUGAAUCGAGUGAAGUGACAGUUGCGAUGAAGGGAAUCAAGCGAGAGCUGAUAGGAGAUGAUGACAUGGAGGACCAAGCGGCUACGCAGGCACGGGCUGCAUUCAAAGAGCUGCAAUUCGAGGACGUCCUGAACUGGGCGAAAGCGGAGUGGAAGGCCGUGGAGGCGAGACAACGUGCGUAUGACAAGACGAAGGCGGAAACGCUGUAA